AUGUGGCGCGCCGCCGUUGCGCUCGUUGCGCUAUCUAGCGUAGCCCUACAGUCUGUAUAUGGACUCGCAUCUGAAGGGGGCUAUAUAGCUGAGCCAUGGAUCUACGAUUCAGAGAAGGAUGUCCGUCAAGAGCCUCGACCAAUCCCCGAGGAUUACGAGAUGGAAGAAAUCUACCGUCAAGCAGUCCAAUCUGAUCCGAAUGAUGCCAUUCUGGAAGGAAUCAUUCGUCAAAUUCAGCAGCAGCAGCAACAACAAGUUAUUCGCCCUCAAGAAUACGACCAGCAAUAUGAUCAACCUGUGGAGAUUGAUCUUCAACAAGAACCCUUGAAAGCUGAUAUUCCUACUGAUAAUCUGAAUGAAAAGAAGCCUGAAGCUAGCAAACCCCAACCACAAGCUCAAGCUGAAGAGGCUCCAAAGGAAGCUGAAUUACCCAAGCAAGCCGAGCAAAAACCACUCGUUGCUCAGAAGAAAGGACAAAGUGAAUAUGUUUCCUUUGUUGAGCCAGUUGAAGCUAAGCAAACGAAGUCAGUUCCUUCUUUGGAUAAGCGUCGUUUGAAGUCAUCUGCUGAAUCUACCAGCCUUUACCCUAAGUACAGCACGAACCUUCUGACAAUUGCUGUUGGAACUGUUGUGCUCGUUGGAUUAGUUGGAACUGUUGUUGGCGGGGGAUACAUUCUCAAGCGUAGACAUGACUAUAUUGAUGACAGCGACUAUGCUCCAUAUUCGGGAUCCGGACCUGUUUUCGGAGUUCGUUCUGGCAACAAAAAGAAACCUCAAGGAGAUGCCCAAGAUGAGAAAAUGGCUUAUAAAGCUCAACUCCAUCAUUACCAACAAACAAAGCAGAAAAUAAUCUGCGGAGAUGCAGUUCCGGGUGGAAUGGAGUCUGAAGGUGAAGAGGAAGUUGAUGACGAAAAUAACUUCAGCGUCUAUGAAUGCCCUGGAUUGGCCUCUACAACAGACAUGGAAGUCGUCAACCCCAACUUCUGUGCGAAUCCUUGA
Molecule: messenger RNA, 999 nt
Organism: Auanema sp. JU1783
Lineage: Eukaryota; Metazoa; Nematoda; Chromadorea; Rhabditida; Rhabditidae
Source: the annotation of a GenBank genome assembly